This is a messenger RNA of Spathaspora passalidarum NRRL Y-27907, 459 nucleotides long. RefSeq lists its product as uncharacterized. NCBI's taxonomy places the organism in Eukaryota, Fungi, Ascomycota, Pichiomycetes, Serinales, Debaryomycetaceae. The transcript has a single exon. The record is from RefSeq and is a predicted model, not a curated record. The annotation marks the transcript as partial.
AAUAGUAAUGUGCAUUUCUCAUUAAACGUUGAUGUCAAUCAAUAUCCCGAUAUUACCAGUAUGGUAAAUUCUAACGUCAAUGUUCCCAUACCGUUGGUGGAAACACAUUUUGUCGAUCAUCGAACAUGCACUGUUUGCGGAAAGAGGAUCACUAGAGACAUGUCUCGACAUAUGAGAACUCAUCAGAGUGAAUCACGCUUCAAAUGCAAGUUCCCACGAAGCCAAUGCAUCCAUAAGCUGGGGAAAUUCAACCGGCCCUACGAUUACAAGAAGCAUUUAUUAAAUAGACAUUUUAAAUUUGAUGAUGAAUCAGUCAAGAGAUUACAUAAUUUAAACGAAAAACUUGACCAUUGGGGAGUAUGUCCAUGUGGUCUUCGGUUUGUUGCUAAAGAUUGGUUAGAUCUUCAUAUUUUGACAGAAGAGGUUCUGAAAAUGUGUCCGUUUAUAGAACAACGAUAG